UCAUAUCAUCACCUUCUGCCCAGGAAAAUAUAGCGGGAAAAGACGAGGAAAGCUCUCAGAAAUCGGGUCAAAAUCCGGAUCGUGUCUAGUCUCUCCUUUUUUUUUUUUUUUUUCCUUCUGGUCUUUGGCUAGGAGCGGUAGCGGCACGGCCAAAAAACGAAGACCCGAUUCCCCUCCAAUCCAAUCUCAGGAGGACCGGGCCAACGACUUCCCGGCUCGCUCCGUUCCGAUUCCCUUCCCUUUCUUCACGCGGAUUUUGGAAUUUCUCGAGACCACCGGGUCGCGCUCGCGUCCUAAAUUCCGCGCAAAAGCCGCCGAAUCGGGAGUCAAACCUUUGCUCCUCGCGAUUUCUCGGCUCUUCUUCUUCUUCUUCUUCUUUCUCCUCCUUCUCCGACUUCGAUUCCUCUCCUCCUCCUCGUCCGUCGGCAAAUCCUCGGUCCCUCUUUUCCGGUCCGGGGGAGCUCGCCGAUAUUCCCGAUGGGGACGCCGGAGUUUCCCGAUCUGGGGAAGCACUGCACCGUCGACGACUGCAAGCUGAUCGAUUUCCUCCCCUUCACUUGCGAUCGCUGCAAUCAGGUAUUCUGUCUGGAGCACCGGAGCUACAUCAAACAUCGAUGUCCAAAAGCUGACAAGAAAGAUGUUACAGUUGUUAUCUGUCCACUCUGCGCAAAAGGUGUCCGGCUUAAUCCCGAUGAAGACCCAAAUAUUACUUGGGAGUCCCACGUUAAUAUAGAGUGUGACCCCUCAAAUUAUGACAAAGUCACAAAGAAGAGAAAAUGCCCUGUACCUGGUUGCAGGGAGAUCCUCACAUUUUCAAACACAAUUAAGUGCAAAGACUGCACUCUGGAUCACUGCUUGAAGCACCGGUUUGGUCUAGACCACAAUUGUGCAGGUCCAAAAAAGCCAGACGCUACUUUCCCCUUUGUCAAUUUUUUGAACAGGAGCAAAAAGGAAGUGUCAAAAUCAAGUGGAUCUCCAGCAACAUCUUCCAAGUGGUCAGCGAGAUUUCUGAAUGCUGCUUCAACAGUUCGAGCCUCAACAGAAGCAGGCAUGGCAAAAUUGAGUAACGAAUUAAACCGAACAUUGCAAAUUGCGAAGGAUGGGGUGGGGCAGAGUGGCAGCAGCGUUAGCAGUGCUGGUAGUGGAAGUGGAAGUAGGCAGCUAGAGGAGUGCCCACAGUGUGGUGCAAAGUUUUCAUCCGUCACAUCUCUCAUAGAGCAUGUGGAAAAGGUCCACGAGAGCAGCGGUAACCGUGCCCCUGUUCGAAAGGUUACGAUUGACGUAUGCCCCAAGUGCAGUAGAGGAUUUCGUGAUCCCAUUUCUCUUGUGGAACAUGUUGAGAGGGAUCAUGGUGGUACUUCAACAGCUUAGCUAUACUUUGUGACGUUACAAAGGCAACAUGUCUAAUGAGAGAUCUUGGGAAGUUAUUCUUUUGUCAAAUUUUUAAAUUAUCAGCAAAUGUUCAGUUUGUGAAUGCGUCGGACCUAUUUGUCUGAGGCCUCAUUUGUGACUCUUCUGCAAGUGCACUGUUAAUUGUGAGGGGCCGUGCAAGAGGAAAGGUGGAGGAGUGGGAAAUUAGAUAGAAUUUUGAGCUUUUUGAUUGUGAACCACUCUCUGUUAGUUAUGCAAACAACUAUUUGAUGUGGCUUUCCCUUCA
Messenger RNA from Eucalyptus grandis, 1657 nucleotides. Its product is annotated as zinc finger AN1 and C2H2 domain-containing stress-associated protein 16. The record is from RefSeq and is a predicted model, not a curated record. Lineage: Eukaryota; Viridiplantae; Streptophyta; Magnoliopsida; Myrtales; Myrtaceae. The transcript is spliced from 2 exons. The coding region runs from base 478 to 1371 and encodes 297 amino acids. Gene Ontology annotation, molecular function: zinc ion binding. Gene Ontology annotation, cellular component: cytoplasm.